Messenger RNA from Cheilinus undulatus (humphead wrasse), 654 nucleotides. RefSeq names its product calcium binding protein 2b (gene cabp2b). The record is from RefSeq and is a predicted model, not a curated record. Gene Ontology annotation, molecular function: calcium ion binding. The transcript has 6 exons. NCBI's taxonomy places the organism in Eukaryota, Metazoa, Chordata, Actinopteri, Labriformes, Labridae. The coding region runs from base 23 to 583 and encodes 186 amino acids.
GCUGGAGAGGACGCUGGAGGAGAUGAUGGAGGGACCAGUGAGAAAAGAGAAGGAGAAAGAAGAAGGGGAGCCUGUUGACCUGAUGCCCAUAGUGGACUCUGUGUUUGGACAGGACAGAGAGCUGAGACCAGAGGAGCUUGAUGAGCUCCGGGAGGCGUUUGUGGAGUUUGACAGGAACAAAAAGGGCUACAUCAGUCACAAAGACCUCGGGGAGUGCAUGAGGACCAUGGGAUACAUGCCAACAGAGAUGGAGCUCAUCGAACUGAGCCAGCAGAUCUGUGAGUGGAACAACACUAAAGGUGGAGGUAAAAUUGACUUUGAGGACUUUGUGGAGCUGAUGGGACCGAAGAUGUUAGCAGAGACGGCUGACAUGAUCGGAGUCAAGGAACUGCGAGAUGCAUUCAAAGAAUUUGACUCAAAUGGUGAUGGUCAGAUCAGCUUAACCGAGCUGCGUGAAGCGAUGAAGAAACUAAUGGGAGAACAAGUGACCAACAGAGAGAUCAACGAGAUUCUCAGAGAUGUUGACCUGAAUGGAGACGGCCUGGUAGACUUUGAGGAGUUUGUGAGAAUGAUGUCCCGCUGACCUCGCUGGCCCACCUGUCAGAUGAACAUACAGACAUUGUGCAACGACUGCUGGAUUAAGGACAACACUAC